Molecule: messenger RNA, 4015 nt
Organism: Columba livia (rock pigeon)
Lineage: Eukaryota; Metazoa; Chordata; Aves; Columbiformes; Columbidae
Gene: ANPEP
Product: alanyl aminopeptidase, membrane
Exons: 21
Coding region: 739-3636 (965 amino acids)
Biological process (GO): peptide catabolic process; proteolysis
Cellular component (GO): plasma membrane; cytoplasm
Molecular function (GO): zinc ion binding; peptide binding; metalloaminopeptidase activity
Source: RefSeq, a predicted model, not a curated record
GUUUGGCCCCAGCAACAGGGCACCACAGUCUCCAGGCUGUGUCAGUCUCUGGUGCACACCCCUAACGCCUCCCAGCAGAGGUGAGGGGGGUCCCGCAGCCCCAGAGGACUGGAGGUGUUUUCCCCAGCAGAGACCCCUGACCUUGGCCCCACACUGUGUUGGGGCCGGUCCCCCCAUUCCCCCCGUUGCCCUGCCCCCCCUAGCCGUGCCCCAGCAGCCCUGGCCGGCCAGCAGCCUAGGAGUUAAGGGGGGAGGUUCGGGUUCCUUCCUCUGCAGCUUGAGGAGGAAACUUUCCUCCCGCUGGUGGCUGAGGAGCUGAGGCGCCCGGAGCUGAGUGCAGGCAGGGCGCAGGCAGGGUGCCUCGCUGGGGACGAGGUGGGUAGAAGCCCCACUGCCCCUCUCUCCGUGCCACUGAGCGCAGGAAGGGCCAGGCUGGUGCUUGGGAGGGACGUUGGGAGCCCCGGCCACUGCCUGCUCCUGCGCUCCCCGUCCCGAUGGUGCAAUCUCAAGCUGCUGGUCUUGUCCCGUGCUGCAGUGGCACCGGGUCUUAGUGCUCGUGCAAGGCCAGGAGGCGGGUGUGUGGAAAGCUCAUCCCAGGGGCCAGUGCCACCCCGGGCCUCAUGGUCGUUUAAUACUUCACCCAUUAACUUGGACUAAUAAACCCUGUGGGAGCGAGAGGCUAAAAGCCGUGCCAGUGGGCAGCACCUCCUCUGUGAGCCACGCUCCUGCAGCCCUGCCAUGGCCGCCGGCUUCUUCAUCAGCAAGAGCGUGGGCAUUGUGGCCAUCGUGCUGGGCGUGGGCGCUGUGGCCACCAUCAUUGCGCUCUCGGUGGUGUACGCCCAGGAGAAGAACAAGGUGACUGACACUGCCGACACCCCCACCACGGCUGCCACCACCACGGCUGCCACCACCAGCCCCACUGAGGCCUGGAACCGGUGGAGGCUGCCAACAACACUGAUGCCAGAGUCCUAUGAGGUGACCCUGCAGCCCUUCCUGAAGCCCAAGGACAACAGCACGUACAUCUUCAAGGGCAACAGCAGCGUGGUCUUCCUCUGCGUGGAAGCCACCAAUCUGAUCCUCAUCCACAGCAACAAGCUGAACUACACACAGCAGGGAGCCUUCCUCGCCUCGCUGCAGGCGCUGGACAACUCCAACGUGCCUGCCAUCACCAGGACCUGGCUGGAGACCACCACCCAGUACCUGGUGGUGCAGCUGGAGUCCCCACUGCAGCAGGGCCAGCGCUACCGCCUUGUCAGCAGCUUCACAGGGGAGCUGGCUGAUGACCUGGCCGGCUUUUACCGCAGUGAAUAUGAGGAUGAAUCGGGUGUGAGGAGGGUGGUGGCAACCACGCAGAUGCAGGCGGCCGAUGCGCGGAAAGCCUUCCCCUGCUUUGAUGAGCCGGCCAUGAAAGCCAACUUCACGGUGACGCUGAUCCACCCCUCUGAUCACCACGCCAUUUCCAACAUGCCCCCCAGGAGCACCUGGCAGCAGGAGAUCGACGGGGAGAUGUGGAAUGUCACGGAGUUUGAGACCACCCCCAAAAUGUCCACCUACCUGCUGGCCUUCAUCGUCAGCCAGUUCAGCUAUGUGCACAACAUGUCAGAGAACGUGCUGAUCCGCAUCUGGGGCCGCCCCGAGGCCAUUGCUGAGGGCCAGGGCGAGUACGCGCUCCAGGUCACCGGCCCCAUCCUCAAGUUCUUUGAGAGGCACUACAACACAGCGUACCCACUACCCAAGUCCGACCAGGUUGGCCUCCCUGACUUCAAUGCGGGUGCGAUGGAGAACUGGGGGCUGGUGACCUACCGGGAGAACGCGCUGCUCUAUGACAACACCUAUUCCUCCAUUGGCAACAAGGAGCGGGUGGUGACCGUCAUCGCCCAUGAGCUGGCCCACCAGUGGUUUGGGAACCUGGUGACGCUGCGGUGGUGGAAUGACCUGUGGCUGAAUGAGGGAUUCGCCUCCUACGUGGAGUACCUGGGUGCCGACUCGGCUGAGAUGUCUUGGGGCAUUAAAGACCUGAUGGUGCUGAACGAGGUGUACACGGUAAUGGCGACAGACGCCCUGACCACCUCCCACCCGCUCUCUUUCAACGAGGACGAGAUCAACACCCCGGCCCAGAUCAGUGAGGUCUUUGACAGCAUCGCCUACAGCAAGGGAGCGUCGGUGCUGCGAAUGCUCUCUGACUUCCUCACUGAGGAUGUGUUCAAGGAGGGGCUGCAGUCCUACCUCCACACAUUUGCCUAUGGAAACACCAUCUACAUGGACCUCUGGGCGCAUUUGCAAGAGGCUGUCAAGAAGAACAACGUCUUGCUGCCUGACACCGUCAGCAACAUCAUGGACCGCUGGACGCUGCAGAUGGGCUUCCCUGUGGUGACCGUCGACACCAGCACCGGCACUGUCACCCAGAAACACUUCCUGCUGGACCCCACAUCUGAGGUGCAGAGACCCUCUGUCUUCAACUACAGGUGGAUCGUCCCCAUCACCUGGAAGACAAGUGAGAACGUUGGUGCUGACAGGUACUGGCUGACCGAAGACUCAGCGACCAACGAGCAGUUCAGGGUGGGCAGCUCCAACUGGCUCCUGCUGAACCUCAACGUCAGUGGGUACUUCCGCGUCAACUACAACCAGGAGAACUGGGACCAGCUCCUUGGGCAGCUCUCCAGAGACCCCCAGGCCAUCCCUGUGGUCAACCGCGCUCAGAUCAUCGAUGACGCCUUUAACCUGGCCAGGGCCAAGUAUGUCAAUGUGACCUUGGCCUUGGACACCACACGGUUCCUGAGCCAGGAGACAGAGUACAUGCCCUGGCAGGCAGCACUCAACAAUCUCCAGUACUUCCAGCUGAUGUUUGACCGCAGCGAGGUGUUCGGGGUGAUGACGAAAUACAUAAAGCAACAGGUGACACCCCUCUUCAGCCACUACAAGAACAUCACCAAUGACUGGAACACCAGACCCACUGGCCUGAUGGACCAGUACAAUGAGAUCAAUGCCAUCAGCACAGCCUGCUCCUACGGCAUCACCGAGUGCCAGCAACUGGCCACCACGUAUUUCAAUGACUGGAACAAAAAUGUCACCAGGAACCCGGUCCCCCCGAACCUGCGCUCCUCCAUCUACUGCAGCAUGGUGGCCACGGGUGGGGAGGAGGCCUGGGACUUCAUCUGGGACCGGUUCCGAGAGGCCACCGUCGUGUCUGAGGCCGACAAGCUCCGCACGGCUCUCACCUGCAGCCCCCACCCCUGGAUCCUCAACCGGUACCUGCAGUACACUGUGGACCCCAGCAAGAUCCGCAGGCAGGAUGCCACCUCCACCAUCAACAGCAUCGCCAGCAACGUGGUGGGGCAGCCCCUGGCAUGGGACUUCAUCCGUGGCAACUGGAGGAUGCUCUUCAGCCAGUAUGGGGGCGGUUCCUUCUCCUUCUCCCGGCUGAUCUUAGCAGUGACCCAGCGGUUUUCCACGGAGUAUGAGCUGCAGCAGCUGGAGCAGUUCAAGGCAGAGAACCAGGACAUCGGGUUCGGGUCAGGAACGCGGGCACUGGAGCAGGCGCUGGAGAGGACCCGCACCAACAUCAACUGGGUGAAGGAGAACCAGGCGACAGUGCUGGCCUGGUUCCAGAGCGCGACUGCGACCACACACAGCUAACCCUGUGCGCUGGCCACCGCCCACUCUCCUCCUGGCACGGCGCUCGGCCAGCAGGACUCAGCCCAAAGCUCCUGGAGCCCCUGGCCCUGCGGCUGGGCUGGACCCCCACCCACUCCCCACCUCUGCUCACUCCAUCCUCUCAGCCCCCAGCCCCAAAUGCUCUCCCUGGGCCAGCUGGGGGUCCUUUGCUGCUGCUGAGGGGCAGGGGCUGCUGCCCACGGGCAGGGCCUGGUGCCUGUAUGAUGGGCAGUGAGGGGGGACAGGGGGCUUUGGGCUGCUGGGGUGACCCACUGCCCUCAGCUGCCCAGGACAGCGCUGGGCCCCAUGGGCUACUGCAAGGCCUGGGGUCAAUAAAGGCUGCAUGGCAGCAUUCGCCCAC